CAGUCUGGCUCUAACAUUUUCUAUUUGCACAUUGAGAGAUUCUCACUUUUUUUUUUACUACUAACUUGCUUCCCCCUGUUGCAUAUUAUUCCUCAACCCAAAAAUUCAUGGAGCAUUUCCCUGCACCCUCCCCUGUCACCCUGUGACACACCCAGCACUCACUCUGGAAAGCUGAGCCCAGGACACAGCUCCUCUAAACAGGCAGCGGUCAGGCUGGGUGCCCCUGACUCUGCAACAUGGGACCCAAGGCUUCCUCUGGAUUCUACCUGAGCAGGAUGUCAGCUGCGCUGCUGGCACUACUCCUGGCUGCCCUGCUGCUGGCACUCAUAGUGCUGGGUGCCCUGUAUGCCAGGACUACAGCAGCGGAACACGGAGACGGGUACUCUGCCAUCAGCACUUCCACACUUAACGCCACCACUUCCCCAUCCCUGUGCACCUUGCCUCCGGGGGGCACUGGGCGCCCUGGCAUCUGGGACAACUCGCGGCUACCCCUGAGCCUGGUGCCCCUGCACUAUGAGCUAGAGCUGUGGCCGCGGAUGGAGCCGGAUGAUGAGGGCUACUACCACCUAUCGGGGCAGGUGAACAUCACCGUCAGCUGUGUGUACGGGACGGACGUGGUGCUCUUGCACAGCUACCUUCUGAACAUCUCACGGGCACAGCUGGCACCGCUGGGAGGUGGGCGCAGACUCACGGAUGCCGGCGGAGAGGACCUGUAUGGCGGCGACUCCGGGGCGCAGGAGACACUAGAAAACGAGCAGAGCAUUGCCAUUGCCAACCUGUGGUACUCCGAGCCCCAUCAGUACCUGGUGCUGGAGCUGGAGCGGCCGCUUACAGCAGGAAACCUCUACGUGCUGGAGCUGCAUUACGAUGGCUUCCUGAGCGACAACUACUCAGGACUGUUCAUAGUGAAUUACGAGGACUUUAACACAGGCAAGGUCCUGGUUGGAUCAGAGCUGGAGCCAGCAUCUGCAAGAACAGUCUACCCAUGUUUCGAUGAACCUGCACUUAAAGCAACUUUUAAUAUCAGAAUUGUCCACAACUCAAGUUAUGUGGCUCUUUCCAAUAUGCCAGCAAUAGCUGUGUCCGAAAGGGAAGACAUAAAUGGAACUAAAUGGACUGUUACCACAUUUAAUACCACUCUGAAAAUGUCGACCUAUAUCACUGCCUUUGUAGUAUGUGACUUUGAUUACGUCAGAACGACUUGGAGGGGCACUGAGAUACGAGUUUGGGCGCGGAAGGAAGUUGUACAGAAAGGAUAUGCAAACUUUGCUCUGGGUAUUGCAGGGCCAAUUCUUUCAUUUAUGGAGGAUUUAUUAAAUGUUACAUAUCCUUUACAAAAGACAGAUUUGGUAGCAAUGCCUGAGUUUGAUGUCGCUGCAAUGGAAAACUGGGGAUUAAUUACUUUUCAGGAACUCUCGUUGACUUAUAACCCCAACCAGAAGUUCAGCAACUCUAAAGCUUUGACUUGCCUGAUUGUUGCACAUGAGAUAGGACACCAGUGGUUUGGAAACCUUGUUACUAUGAAGUGGUGGAAUGAUAUAUGGCUGAAUGAGGGAUUUGCCUCAUACAUGGAAUACAUUGGCGCUAGCUUCAUUGACCCCAACCUGAAGCUGAAUGAGCUCUUUAUGCUGCACAACUUGAUAAAUAUUUUUGAAAAAGAUGCUUUGACAUCUGCGAGGACUGUAUCAGUUAAAGAAGAAGACAUUAAUAAAGUGGAUCAUAUAAAGUUAUUAUUUGAUGACUUCACAUACAACAAGGCGGCUGCUUUAGUCCGAAUGGUUUCUACUUUCCUGACAGACAACCUCUUCAUCAAAGGGAUCAGCUCAUACUUGAAGAGAUUUUCAUUUUCAAAUGCUGACCAGGAGGAUCUGUGGAAUCAUUUACAAAUGUUUAUAGAUGACCAGGAUGAAGUUAAAUUGCCAACAUCAUUGAAAAGGAUCAUGGACUCAUGGACGUGGCAAAAAGGCAUACCGCUGCUAACCCUAAACACAUCUACUGGAAGACUCAGCCAAGAGCAGUUCAAGGCAGCUGAUUUUGAAAACAUCACAAGUGACAAUCACACGUGGUUUAUUCCUGUUUCUUGGAUGAAAAAUGGUGUUGAACAGCCCACAAUAUGGCUAGACACUAGGACAAAAAUUAUCCCAGAAAUGAAGACUACAUCUGAUGAUGAAUGGGUUAUUUUAAAUAUUAAUGUCACUGGAUACUACAGAAUAAAUUAUGAUAGCAAAAAUUGGAAUAACCUUGCAAAGAAACUGGAAGAAGAGACUGAGGUGCUGCCAGUCGUUAACAGAGUGCAGCUCAUCGAAGAUGCUUUUAUUUUGGCCAAUUCUGGUUAUACAGAAUAUGAAACUGCUCUAAAUCUAACAAGAUACCUCGAAAAAGAAAUGGAGAUCAUUGUCUGGUACAGCGUACUGAAACACUUGUAUUACUAUAAAAAGUCAAUGGUUACUUAUCAUUCUUUUCCACUAAUGAAGAAAUAUUUUUUGAAAAAAAUCAACCCAUUAUUCCAAUACUAUGCAAGUAUCCUUCGCAGAAAUUUUGAUGAAACAUCUGAUGACUAUUUUGUUCAUACAGGUAUCAAUGAUAUUUUUAAGACGGCUUGCUCCCUUGGACUGCAAGAUUGUCUUGAUCUGGCAAGAGAGCUCUAUGCAAACUGGAUGAACAAUUCUACCAGUAAUGAAAUACCACAAUCCAUUAAAGGCCCCAUCUAUUGCUAUGGCAUUGCAGAAGGUGGUGAAAAGGAAUGGGACUUUGCUUGGAAUCUGUAUAGAAAAUCAGAUAUUGAAGAUCACUGGGAGCAGGGAUUCCUAAAACAUGGCUUGGGUUGUACCAAGGAGCCGUGGCUGCUGUAUCGUUACUUGGAGAAUACCAUGGAUAUUGAUUCUGGCUCUAUAUUGAGUGUCUUAUUGGGAAUGUUUAAAAACAAUAUAGGAAGACACAUAGGUUGGGAGUUCCUGAAAGAAAACUGGCAACGACUAAAUGACAUACACAUGAAUGAAUCCAGUCAGUUCUAUGAUUCACUGCUACAAGACUUGGGAUGGAAAGUCACCUCGGACCUGCAGUUCCAAGAGAUGCAGCUGUUCAUCACGACAACUAUGAAUGAAAGUGAUAGGGACAGUGUACUGCAAAAUCUGGAAAUCAGGAGGAAAGACCGGCUAGAGUGGAUAAAUAUUGUGAAUACCAAAAUUAUUGACUGGUUACAGAAGAACACACUGGACUCUAAUUUUUGAAGUCUCCAAUUUAAAAUGUCUGGGAUUUUAUAGCCUCUUUCUAAUCCUGUAUAUAAAGGUUCCAACUAUUUUUCACCUAGACAGAAUUCAUAUGAUAUAUAUUUUUUUACAACUUGUGAAAAUGUGAUAAAAUUUGUGCUGCUUUACAA
Pseudophryne corroboree (corroboree frog) is the source of this 3379-nucleotide messenger RNA. It is a transcript of the gene LVRN, whose product is annotated as laeverin. Gene Ontology annotation, biological process: proteolysis; peptide catabolic process. The transcript is spliced from 20 exons. The record is from RefSeq and is a predicted model, not a curated record. Gene Ontology annotation, cellular component: cytoplasm. The coding region runs from base 237 to 3230 and encodes 997 amino acids. Lineage: Eukaryota; Metazoa; Chordata; Amphibia; Anura; Myobatrachidae. Gene Ontology annotation, molecular function: metalloaminopeptidase activity; peptide binding; zinc ion binding.